GCUGCACAUAAUGUGUAGCAGAGGAAGAAGCAGUUCACGCAGGUGUUUACGUUUUUGUACUUCCGUAGCUCCCUAAAGUGGAAUAACGUUACCGAUCUGACGUUAAGUCAAUUAUUUCACAAGAAUCUAUUGACCAUGUUUCAUAUCAACGUUAGUGUGAGAAAAGCUUAGCAGAUUAGUAUGAUUAGGGUCGUUUGCUGCCCGGUAUAGGUUCUGUGUAACGAGUAUUCCUCAUCAUUCAUCGCAACCAAAGCUAAAGCUAACGGUGCGUUAGCAGCGGGUCGCCGGGAUUGGACAAAUUUGAUAAAUCAUCACCUGAACCGCACUUUGCCCACUGUUAACUUAGUUAUCAAGGAAGGCAGUCAUGGCCACUAGGCGUCUGACCGAUGCCUUCUUGUUAAUGCGGAACAAUGCAAUCCAAAACCGGCAGAUAUUGGCUGAGCAAGUGAGUACAUACGAGCCCCGUCUGAGUACACGUAGCAAUGCUACGGAGCUUGAUGAGUUGGCUGAUGAUCAAAUGGCCCUGGUGUCUGGGAUCAGUCUGGAUCCUGAAGCUGCAAUUGGAGUCACCAAAAAACUGCCCCCCAAAUGGGUAGAGCGGGUUGAUGAGAUCCAGUAUGAAAUCACACGGGUACGGCAGAAGAUGAAGGAUCUGGCCAUACUUCAUGACAAGCACAUGAAUCGUCCCACACUGGAUGACAGUAGUGAAGAAGAGCAUGCUAUAGAGAUCACUACUCAGGAGAUCACACAGAUGUUCCACCGAUGCCAGCGAGUGGUGACAGGUCUGCAGGCCCGCUGUGGCCACUGCACCGAGCAGGAGGAGCGACUGUUGAGAAAUGUGGUGUCGUCUCUGGCACAGAGCCUGCAGGAGCUGUCCACCAGCUUCAGGCACACACAGUCCAGCUACCUAAAACGUAUGAAGAACCGUGAGGAAAGAUCAAAGCACUUUUUUGACUCGGGACCCCUAAUGGAAGAGGAUGAAGAUUUAGCUCUAUAUGAAAAGGGGUUCACAGACGAUCAGCUGAUGCUGGUGGAGCAGAACACAGUUAUGGUAGAAGAACGAGAGCGUGAGAUCAGACAAAUCGUCCAGUCCAUCUCAGAUCUGAACGAGGUUUUCCGGGACCUGGCUGGGAUGGUGGUGGAACAGGGGACCGUUCUUGACAGAAUCGACUAUAAUGUGGAGCAGGCUUGUGUUAAAACAGAAGAUGGAAUGAAACAGUUGCAAAAGGCAGAACAGUACCAGAAGAAAAACAGAAAGAUGCUGGUCAUUUUGAUUCUCUUCGUCAUAGUCAUUGUUCUAAUCGUUAUUCUUUUUGGAACAAAGUUUUAAUUGUACAUUCCUCUGGCUUUUGUUUUUUUGUGUGUGUGUUUGUUGUGCAUCUGCAUGGAUUUGGGAGUCGGUCUCGGUUCUACUUAAAACAAAGUUGGCUGCUUUUCAUACCCACCAGGAAAUGUCAAGAAGAGUUCCAUGUCUCUCUGCAGGUACACGCCAUGUUAUGUGGAGAUGUUUUGUGGUUGAUUUUAAUGGAUGAAACUAUCAAGAGUCAGUUUGAGAUGUGGCUGUCUCACUUCCACAUAGCUAAGACUCUGUGACAAAGGUCUGUCAGACCCAACCAUGUUGAGAUAUUUGUGUCUUAGCAAAAAAACAAACAUUGUUUUAUAAAAAUCAACUACUGAUAUUAACUUGCUAAAGAAGAUGGUUCUUGGUUUGAACUCUAAACACGAACUGUGAUGUUCAUUGUGUGAAGAUGCAUAAUUUCUGCUCAAUAUCACUGCAAACAUUUUGUUUCUGUGAGAUGAAGAGUGCAAAUUUGUUGAAGAGAUGCAGUAGAAAUCAUUUUGCUACAAAGUAAUUUUCAUCUCAGCAUUUAUGUCCUGGCUCAGUGUUUUAUCCCAAAGGAUGAGAAAAUGUAUUCAUGCAGCACCAGAUAAGAUUCCAAUAGUUAUUCAGGGCCAAAAAUAUUCCUUUGACCUAAGGUUUAAGGACUGUUUUUUGUUUGUUUUUGUUUUUUACUCCCACUUUAAUAACGGUGAGGUCCUUGUUACUCCAAUGUUGGCCCAAGGAGGGUGU
Messenger RNA from Monopterus albus (swamp eel), 2071 nucleotides. RefSeq names its product syntaxin 16 (gene stx16). The record is from RefSeq and is a predicted model, not a curated record. Gene Ontology annotation, biological process: intracellular protein transport; vesicle fusion; vesicle-mediated transport. Gene Ontology annotation, cellular component: SNARE complex; membrane; endomembrane system. NCBI's taxonomy places the organism in Eukaryota, Metazoa, Chordata, Actinopteri, Synbranchiformes, Synbranchidae. The transcript has 9 exons. Bases 365 to 1330 code for a protein of 321 amino acids. Gene Ontology annotation, molecular function: SNARE binding; SNAP receptor activity.